AUCUCCGUACAAAAGUUAACGUUACUCUUGUUCACUUCAGUCCUCUGCUCAACAGCAUUGUCUCUACAGAUAGGCGAUUAAUCUCACCAAACGAAGCCGGGAGCACAAUUUUCUACUCUGGUCAAUGGCUGCAAAAACCCUAGAAGCCAAGGCUGGAGGCUUGAUUGAUGGGGGUCCGACAGUGGGUUAUGGAACUGAGCCGGGUUCCGAGGAGAAGGGGACCUCGAGGGCUGAGAUUGACACCUCGGCGCCGUUCGAAUCGGUGAAACAGGCGGCGAAUCGAUUUGGUGGGAUGGGUUUUUGGAAACGCACCUCUCAUAAGCCCUCUGAACAUGCCCCAGAGCUCAGUGAUGAAAAGAUUGACAUUGCAAAAGUAGAAGAACAAGCUGCACAGUUGGAAAGGGAUCUGAUUGUGAAAGAAAGGGAAACGCUCGAUGUUCUCAAGGAACUGGAAACCACUAAAAAUAUUGUCGAAGAGCUGAAAUCAAAGCUGCGGAAAGAAGCAUUUGAAAUCAAUGCAACCGUUGCUGCAAAUUCAGUUGAUACCAAGGUCAAUUCUGCUGCUGCUGGCAUAUGGGAAAAGGAAAGUCGUGAAAACUGUUUGAAUCUUCAGCAAAAUGGGAUUAGCUGUUUGGACAAGUGUCCUUCCUCGGCUCCGGGCUUCAUACUACGGGAACUGAAACAGGCUAAACUUAACUUAACGAGGACUACUAAUGAUCUUGCAGAUAUUCAAGCUACAGUUAACCUAUAUAACAAGAAAAUCGAGAAAGAGAGAAUGUCGCUUGAGAAGACUCACCAAAGGUUGUCUUCAAGUACCUCAAAGGUUUCGUAUCUCAAGGAAGAAUUAAACCUUACAAAACAGAAACUACUGCUGGUAAAAGACACUGAGGACCUCAGUAGAUCUCAAGAUUCCUUGGGUGUCGCAAGAGAGCUAGAAAAGCUAAGUUAUGAGACGGACCAAUUUAAGAAAGUGGGAGAAGCUGUAAAAUUAGAAGUUCUAAGGGCAACCUCUGAGAUUGAACAGACAAAAACUAGAAUUAAAACUGCUGAGAUAAGGUUGAUAGCUGCUAAAAAAUUGAAGGCAGCAGCAAUAGCUUCUGAAGCUGUGGCUCUUGCAGAAAUCAAAGCAUUAUCAAAAGGUGAGAAUUCAUCUGCAGAUUUGAAGCAGAAGUCGGGAAGUGUAACUCUUACUCUCGAGGAAUACUCAUCCCUAAUUUCCCAAGCUCGAGAAGCGGAGGGAGCUUGUAAAGGGAGGGUAAUGGAUGCAGAGGUUCUAGUCAAUGAAGCUAACGUGUCUAAAACAGAAAUCUUGAAAAAGGUAGAAGAGGCUGCUGAAGAAGUUAAAAUUACCAAAAUGGCCUUGGAAGAAGGAUUGAAUAGAGUGGAGGCGGCAAAUAAAGAUAAAUUGGCAGUUGAAGAGGCUCUCCGAAAAUGGAGAUCUGAUCAUGUUAAGAAAAGACGUUCUGUACACAACUCUACCAGAUUUAAGAAUUCUUGUUCAUCUCACCUUCGGAAAGAAUCUUCUCUUCUUGAUGUAAGUGGUCUGGAUUUGGUCGAUAAUGAGUCAAAACCAGUUUUGAAGCCGUGUCUAUCCAUUGGGCAAAUAAUGAGCCGGAAACUGCUUCUAAAAGAAGAAUAUGAGAAUGGGAUGCAGGCAGAAAAGAACAAAAACCAAGUCGCCCUGGGACAAAUUCUUAGCCAACCUAGUAAAGAUCCACUUUCUGUUAAAAAAACUGGGAAAGAAAACGCUGAAGAGCAACUCCGUGGAAAGAGAAAGAAGUUUGGUUUUGCUCGGAUCUCACUCUUUGUGACAAUGCAAAGUAAGAAGAAGAAGAAACAAAAGGGAAGUUCAAGCUUUGACGACGUAUAGAUAAACUUGCCGGAUCAUCAAGUUUCUUUGUCAUUAAUUCUGCAACAGGUUUAUUAGGCUUGUUUAGUCUAGGAAGAUUGUAUGGUUCCCUAACUUAUGGAUUGUUUCCCCACCAUUGGUCUCUUAGAUUGUUGGAAUGUAGCUCUUUUAUGUGAGCAAGGAGUAGUGCCUAUUUCUUCAGUAUGUGUGAAACUGAGAAAUUGUGGUUUGUGUAGAAAUAUAUGAUUUAACAUGGAUGUUUAGUCUUUAGUCUGGAAUGUCAUUGUGUGCACAACCUUCUACUUUAGCCCAUUCUGACAA
Messenger RNA from Olea europaea var. sylvestris, 2170 nucleotides. RefSeq names its product WEB family protein At2g38370-like. NCBI's taxonomy places the organism in Eukaryota, Viridiplantae, Streptophyta, Magnoliopsida, Lamiales, Oleaceae. The transcript is spliced from 2 exons. Bases 125 to 1870 code for a protein of 581 amino acids. The record is from RefSeq and is a predicted model, not a curated record.